AUGAAGUGAAAAAUAAUCCGCAAGGGCGCGUCGUAUUUCGGUUUCUAUGGAAACGGUACGAUUCGAAUAGAAAACAAAAUGGAGAAGAGAGAUUCGUUAAUGUAUGGAUGUCAAUCUAUUAGUAGUAUAGAGAGCUCUCAACUUUCUUCGUUCGGUAGCAGUAUAAAAUUAGGAGCCGUCAAGCGUAAAGCGUACAAAUCUUCGAAGAAAGAAGACAGUCAGAUCAGCAGUGAAAUACUGUUUCCUUCUGUUAUUGACGAUGACGGAAAUGACGUCACACCACGUCCACUCUUCCGCUUUGCACAGAAACAUAAAAAACGUUCGUCCAAUGCCAGGCUUUUAAACAGAAGUUUAGGAAGCAGCAUUACGGGGAUCGAUUCUAUAAAACCCGAUUCAUUAAAAGAUGAUCUUAGUAUUCUUCACGAAGUGAUAGAUUUAGAGGUUGAGAGAGAAGAAAGUGACAUCAUCUCUAGCAGAAUAAGAGAGAUUUCAAAUCCCAUUCCAUCAGUUUUAGAAGUCCCUGGUUACAUUACAUUGAGGGAAACGGAUACAAUUUGCAUUUUAGAUGUUACAGAUGAAGUAGUAAUGGAGAGUAACGAGGAAUUUGAAGCCGUACAGAAAAGUAAUUCAGGAUACGAUGGAAAAUUGAAACUUUACUCAACAGUGGGAGGUUUGGUUAAUGCAGAAUCACAAACAUUUCUUCUUACUACUAAAACCAAAGCUCAAGGAACAGACAUUAAACAUUUUAAAAAUGCUGAAACUCAGGCUUCCGAAGCUAUAAUUUAUGAUGAGACCGUUGGAACAAGAGAAGAAGAUAGAGUCCUUGAAACAAUCACUUUGAAGAGUGAUAUAGAUAACGGUUUAUUUAAAGAAGUAACAAUUUCUAAAGAGAACUUUAUGAAGAGUUUGUAUUUUAUGGAAAGAGCUGUAAAUUCUGUUACUUUUCGAGAUAAUAUUGAUUGUUUUAAACAAAUUACUGAUACACAGUUAGUUUCCAGUUUGAUAAACGCAGAACAAAGUGAGGGUAAAAUAGAUGGAAAUAAAAAUGGGACUGGAAUCAAUUUAGAAAAGUUGCUAGUUAUGACAUUUCAACAUGCUGAAGAUUACAUUGUUACUUCUUUAUGUUGGAAUGAAAAAAAUACAGAUGUAUUAGCAAUUGGUUAUUCUCAUAACAAGCAUCCUAUUGCAAAUAAAGGAUAUGUUUGUUGUUGGUGUAUAAAAAAUUGUGAAGUACCAGAAAGAAUAUAUGAAGCUCCAUAUGGUGUAAAAUGUGUAAAAUUUUGUAAUAUGACCCCAUAUCUAUUAGCAGCAGGAAUGUAUGAAGGUGCCAUUGCAAUUUAUGAUGUACGCUCCACAAAACCUGAUGCAAUUCUCAAUAAUUUGGAAUCUAGUUUUCGGCCAAUUGGAAUUAUAUGGGAUUUACAUUGGAAUUGCAAUGAGAAAGAAGAAAAGAAGUAUUCUGUUAUCUCCAUUUCAGAUGAUGGAAAUAUUUUACAGUGGACAACAGAUAAUAAAUUAGAAUGUGUCCCUCUAAUGCAUUUGACAAAAAUCUCUAAUAACUUGGACAAAAAAGAGAAGUCAUGUUUUAUAACUCAGAAUGAAAGUGGUUAUUCAAUAAAUUUUAAUAAACAGAACUCAGAUAUAUAUAUUACAUGUUCAGAUCAGGGCAAUAUCUAUAAAUGUUCAUUAUUAUAUACUGAUCAUUAUCUUUCUUCAUAUAGUUUUCAUCAUGGACCUGUAUACCACGUGGAAUGGUCGCCAUUUCUCUCUGAUACAUUUCUCAGUUGUGGAAAUGAUUCAACAGUAGCAAUAUGGUCAGAGAAUAAUACCAAACCUACAAAAGUUAUCAAAAUUGGAAAAGAAUUUAAAGCGGUUAUUGAUGCUUCUUGGUCUCGUACUUCACCUAACACAUUUGCAACCUGUACUGAAGAUAGUAUUGAAAUAUGGGAUCUAUCUAUAAACUUAAAAGAUCCCAUUACAUCUGUAAAACCUUCUUAUGGAUUUCAAUAUGCUUGUAUUCAUUAUUGUCCUAAAGGUGAUAUUUUAGCAGCCGGUUUUAGCAAUGUUGUUACUCUCUACACAACUAAACCCAUUGAAAUUCAAACCAGUCAAAAAAUAAUUAGUGGGUCUGAUAUAAAUAUAUAAGUUGUUAAUUUAUUUUAUAUAUUUUUGAAAAUGAAUUGAUAUAUUUCAUAUUUAUAUAA
Molecule: messenger RNA, 2204 nt
Organism: Centruroides sculpturatus (bark scorpion)
Lineage: Eukaryota; Metazoa; Arthropoda; Arachnida; Scorpiones; Buthidae
Product: WD repeat-containing protein 78-like
Exons: 1
Coding region: 79-2145 (688 amino acids)
Biological process (GO): cilium movement
Cellular component (GO): axonemal dynein complex
Molecular function (GO): dynein light chain binding; dynein heavy chain binding
Source: RefSeq, a predicted model, not a curated record